This is a messenger RNA of Rhea pennata, 1298 nucleotides long. RefSeq names its product RNA polymerase II subunit C (gene POLR2C). The transcript has 9 exons. Gene Ontology annotation, biological process: DNA-templated transcription. Bases 51 to 878 code for a protein of 275 amino acids. NCBI's taxonomy places the organism in Eukaryota, Metazoa, Chordata, Aves, Rheiformes, Rheidae. Gene Ontology annotation, molecular function: protein dimerization activity; DNA binding. Gene Ontology annotation, cellular component: RNA polymerase II, core complex. The record is from RefSeq and is a predicted model, not a curated record.
CGGCGGCCGCCAGGGGGCGGAGCGGGCGGCGGCGGCGGCGGCGGGCGGCCAUGCCGUACGCCAACCAGCCCACGGUGCGCAUCACCGAACUCACGGACGAGAACGUGAAGUUCAUCAUCGAGAACACGGACCUGGCCGUGGCGAAUUCUAUUCGAAGAGUGUUCAUAGCGGAAGUUCCCAUUAUAGCCAUCGACUGGGUCCAGAUAGAUGCCAACUCCUCUGUGCUCCAUGAUGAGUUCAUUGCACACAGACUGGGCCUGAUCCCACUCACCAGCGAUGACAUUGUGGAUAAGAUGCAGUAUUCCAGAGACUGCACGUGUGACGAGUUUUGUCCGGAGUGUUCUGUGGAGUUUACCCUUGAUGUCCGGUGCAAUGAAGACCAGACUCGUCAUGUCACAUCCCGCGAUCUCAUCUCCAACAACCCCCGCGUUAUACCGGUGACAUCUCGGAGCAGAGACAACGACCCCAAUGACUACGUGGAACAGGAUGAUAUCCUCAUUGUGAAGCUGCGGAAGGGCCAGGAGCUCAGAUUGCGAGCCUAUGCCAAGAAGGGCUUUGGCAAGGAGCACGCCAAGUGGAACCCCACGGCUGGCGUAGCCUUUGAGUACGACCCGGACAACGCGUUGAGGCACACGGUGUACCCGAAGCCGGAGGAGUGGCCCAAGAGCGAAUACUCCGAGAUCGAUGAGGAAGAUGCUCAGGCUCCCUAUGAUCCUAAUGGGAAGCCAGAAAGGUUUUACUAUAACGUGGAAUCCUGCGGUUCCCUUCGCCCGGAGACCAUCGUUCUGUCUGCGCUGUCCGGCUUGAAGAAGAAACUGAGCGACCUCCAGACCCAGCUGAGCCAUGAGAUUCAGAGUGACGUCCUAACUAUAAACUGAGGUGGCCCCAUGGCAGGAGACUCUCCAGGCACAAGUGAUGCAGAAGAGUUCCUGCCUCUGCCUGGCAGCAGGCUGGGCAAAGCUGCACCUGCCUGGACUGAGGCUUUUACCUCCUCAUCCCCCCCUCUGCCUUUCCUGACCUGGCUCUGCUGUUCGAUGACACCUCUUCCCUUGCUUCCCUUCCCAAACUAUGCCAUCACAACGUGUAUAGUAAAGCAGGAAGAGAACUUACGGGUACUGUGAAUGCCUUUGUUGGGAUGGGGUUUUGUCCCUAAGUGAUCCCAGUGUUUUAGCCCAGAGUUUUGGACUCCGGUCACGUGGCAUUUGGAACAGGGAAGCGCAUACCUUGGUUACACAACCCUAUCUUAUUUGCAUGUCCGUUCCUUACUGUGCUGAAUAAAGCCUUACCCCCUGUGUUCA